Molecule: messenger RNA, 930 nt
Organism: Rhizopus microsporus ATCC 52813
Lineage: Eukaryota; Fungi; Mucoromycota; Mucoromycetes; Mucorales; Rhizopodaceae
Product: putative inorganic pyrophosphatase
Exons: 8
Coding region: 1-930 (309 amino acids)
Biological process (GO): phosphate-containing compound metabolic process
Cellular component (GO): cytoplasm
Molecular function (GO): magnesium ion binding; inorganic diphosphate phosphatase activity
Source: RefSeq, a predicted model, not a curated record
AUGAAUUUUUUGACAACUGUCAAACUUUCUUCUCCUAUAAUUCGGCUCGGUAGAUAUUAUUCCUCUUUAUAUAGACCAGUUGUUACUGGAAAACAGUUUACAGAGUCGUUUCGCGUUUAUCUCGAGAAGGAUGGCAGAAUAAUAUCACCUUUUCAUGACAUUCCACUUUAUGUUGAUCCUUCUGAAAAGAGCAUUGUUAAUAUGGUCGUUGAGAUUCCAAGAUGGACAAAUGCUAAAGUCGAAGUUGUCAAUAAUGAGAAAUUCAAUCCUUUGAUGCAAGAUAUCAAAAAAGGAAAGCCAAGAUUUGUCCGUAACUGUUUCCCUCACAAAGGUUAUAUCUGGAACUAUGGCGCAUUGCCACAGACAUGGGAAGACCCCACUUGUCUACAUAGCGAGACUGGAGCCAGAGGAGAUAAUGAUCCCAUUGACGCUAUUGAAAUCGGAGAAGGUGUAGCUAAGCGAGGAGAAGUAAAGCAGGUCAAAGUAUUGGGUAUUAUGGCCAUGUUGGAUCAAGGAGAGACCGACUGGAAGGUUGUGGUCAUUGAUACAAAGGACCCUAUGGCAGCAAAAUUAAAUGACAUUGAUGACGUGAAAAAACACUAUCCGGGAUUAUUAGAUGCUACAAAGCAUUGGUUUGAAGUAUACAAGAUUCCUGAUGGAAAAGAAAGAAACGAAUUUGCUUUUAAUGGCGAAUGCAAGGACAAAGCUUACGCUAACUGCAUUAUUGCUGAAACUCAUGAAGCAUGGCAGAAAUUGAUUCACGCCAAAAUUCCACACAAGACAGAGACUUAUAAUAUAAGCGUAGAAAAUACGUCUGUUGAAGGAUCACCAUUUAGAGUAGAAAGUGAACCUCUUAAAGUGACGGAAAUACAUGAAGUUGUACGAGAGGAGGAUAGCGAAGACUAUAAUGGCAAGUGGUAUUUUGUUUAA